This is a messenger RNA of Poecile atricapillus (Black-capped chickadee), 8895 nucleotides long. RefSeq names its product period circadian regulator 2 (gene PER2). The record is from RefSeq and is a predicted model, not a curated record. NCBI's taxonomy places the organism in Eukaryota, Metazoa, Chordata, Aves, Passeriformes, Paridae. The transcript is spliced from 25 exons. Gene Ontology annotation, biological process: entrainment of circadian clock by photoperiod; negative regulation of transcription by RNA polymerase II; circadian regulation of gene expression. Gene Ontology annotation, cellular component: nucleus; cytoplasm. Gene Ontology annotation, molecular function: transcription cis-regulatory region binding; transcription corepressor binding. The coding region runs from base 2670 to 6608 and encodes 1312 amino acids.
GAAGGAAAAUUUUAUUGAGGAUGCUGAAGGGGUUGUGAUUCAACAUGCUGUUUACACGAGUGGACUGAAAUACACAGAAAGCAUUUCUUGGGGGAAGAGGAUGUGGAGAUUCUGCAGGUGGUGUGAGCAGACUGCAGAAGUUCAGUACAAGCAAUUCCAGUGUUGAUCCUGACAGGAUUUGAUGCUGGGAAAGAAACCUCAUCUGUAUGCCAAAAUGUCUGGGAAAGACUUUAGUUUUGCUUCCACCUGUUUUUGAGCAUACCAUGGAAUAUAUUGAUGACACAUUGAGAUUUUGAAAGAUCAUGAUUAGUACAUUCAUUGAGGUGUGACUCCAGUUCUCUACAGAAAGUGAACCUGGUUCAGCUUGGUUUGCCUCCUGUAUCACAGGUGUGUUCCUACAGCAGAGUUUUCACUCCUUUAUACUGUGUGAAGUCUUCUGUGCUUAGAAGAGAUGUAUAUAUCAGUAUGGAAGUAAAUGAGGAAAUAUCACAGGUUCUGUAUUCUUCAUAAACGGAAUAAAUUAGACUUCCUUCUGUGCAAAAUACCUUAUUGGAGAUGCCAUUGGGCAUACUCAAUCACCUGUACAUUUCCUCUGAAAAAUAAUAGAGAACAAGUAGAAUUGGCUGCCUCUAAUUCUGCUCAGACUGUUUAAAUAUGAGUCAUUCAAACCAGGCACUUUGUUUCAGAUAAAAAAACCUUUUGAUGUAGAUUUGUCUUACUUUCUGUUAAAUUGUAGAAAGGAAUUCUUAGAAGGAGAAUUUUUAGUAGUUUGCAAGGACUAUUCUUUCUUAAUGUUUUAAUGUCUUCUUAAAUGUGUUAAAUACAUGAAACCAAUAUGAUACACAAUUAAAAUGGUACAUGCUAUUACUGUGAAUAUAUCUUCAAACUUAGACUUUUGAAAACCUUUUUUACUUUUUUUAAUUGAAGGUUUUACAGGGAGUUGAGUUAGUGUAAAGGAAUUGCAAGAGCUGUUGUUAAACAAGGAUUUAGCUGGUGCUGAAAGACGUUGCACAUUUUCAAUGUUCAGGAUAAAAACUGAAAUCUGCAAGUAGUUCUGGCUACAGCAAUUUCUAACGCUUCUUGUGGUCAGAGAUAAAGCCUUUAAUUUAAAUUAUGUAUCAUCAGUUUAAGAUAAAAACCAAAUCAAAACAUCUAAAGAACCAGUUCAUACAGUUUUAUACCAUAAUAUGAGUAUUUUAAAACUUGUAUUGGCUUCAUGAUGUCACACAGGACGGAAUGUUGUGAAUAAAUUCUUCCUUUAGUCUGGCCAACACAAAUGUACUUUUAACAGUUGGUAGAUGUGCAGCAUGUUAAAUUAAGGCAUGUUAGCAUGGGCUGUCUUCCAAAGUGGUUAGCCUGGGAUUUGAACACUGUUCCAAACAUUUCUUCAGCAUAUUCAGAUGAAGCACUUAGAAUGAUGUAAUUGUCUGUCACACAAAUGCUGCUCUUCUGAACUUCAUAUUCUCCCAUUUCUUUGUGCCACAGGGCAGUGGCAUGCACCAACAGAAUUAGUUUCAUAGAUUUGCUAGAAGAACUUUCAAUUUCUUUGUUUUUCAUCAAAAUUCCCAGUGUUUCUCUUGAGAAACUUUUUAUUAGAAAGAAUAAUAGUGUUAAUGGACUUCAUUAGUAGCGACCUCUGACGAUAAAGAAACACUUUUUUGCUGUGAGAGUGAGUGAGCACUGGCAUAGAUUGCCCAGAGACUAUGGAAUAUCCAUUUCUGGGAAUACCCAAAAUUCAUCUGUUGGUGGUCCUGAGCCUGCUCUUGGCUAACUCUGCCUGAGCAGGGAGCUGGACAUGGUACCUCCAGAAAUCUCUUUUGAUCUUAAUCAUUAUGGAAAUUGAAAUUUUGUAACUGCCUGGUAAAAUCUUUAAUGCUCUUACCAAUCCUACUGUGAUAGACAGUCAUAAAAUGAUAUUGCAGCCAAACCUGAUGAGCACUCGGAGCUCUGCUGACCACGUCAGGCAUUUGGCUCUGUGCCAUGUGUUCCAGUGGUUGUGUCAGCCCAUGCACACUGGACAUAGUGUGAUACCACUCUGAUUGUGAAUCCUAAGGGUUAUUUUAUCUAGAGCAGAACAUGCUAUUGCUUUAAAACUCUCAAAGACGUUAUUUCAGAGCAAAAGUGUUAAAAAUGCAAAUUUGUGUCUUCUUCCUCUGCUGUAUGACAGUUUCAUGCUUAACCAACGUUUAUCUGCAUAGGAGUGACAUAGCUGUGAGCAUCUCUCUGGUAUCUGUUUGAAGAGGACACUGUUGGGGGGCCCAGGUAUUUCUUUUAUAUUUUAUAGUUAUAGAGGUGUCCGGACUCUGUAAUGGUCAAAGAUUUCCAGUAGAAGAGGAUGAGACAAGAAUUAAAUGCAUGUGGGACACUCUGGACCUAGGCACCUCAUGCUUUCGAUGCUAGCUGGGAGGGAGCUUGAUAAACACUUUUGCCACCUUUUCAUAGAAAAAACAGACUUCUGCAUCUGUACUUCCAAACAGAAUUUAUAAAGAGGGAAAAUCCUGAAUAUGGCUUGAUUUGCUCUUGGUCUUGGCAGCGUUUCUGAUGAGUGUCCCACGGACUCUGUCAAGUUCUGGGGGUUCUCCUCUAGCACUGAGGAGCAGAGCCCUGAGCAGCAGCCUGGGAUCAGUAGAAGCGUUUCUCCAUCAUUCUCCUUAAAAGAGCAGCUCAAGAUGAGUGAUUAUUCUGGACUUCCAAGUGACCACAGCCAGAUGAUUGCUGAAGAUUCAGAAAUUCAAGCAAAGCCUGAACACUCUCAUGAAGUUCUUCAGGAAGAUAUUGAAAUGAGCAGUGGCUCCAGUGGAAAUGAUUCCAGUGGAAAUGACUCCAGUGGGAAUGACACAAAUGAAAACUAUUCAAGUGGGCAUGAUUCUCAUGGUCAUGAAUCUGAUGAAAAUGGGAAGGAUUCAGCAAUGCUUAUGGAAUCUUCAGACUGUCAUAAAAGUUCAAGUUCAAAUGCAUUUAGUCUGAUGAUUGCAAACUCUGAACACAAUCAGUCCAGCAGUGGAUGCAGUAGUGAGCAGUCCACUAAAGCCAAAACACAAAAGGAAUUGCUGAAAACACUGCAGGAGCUGAAAGCUCACCUUCCUUCUGAGAAGAGAGUCAAAGGCAAAUCCAGUGUCCUAACGACAUUGAAAUAUGCCCUUAAGAGCAUUAAACAAGUUAAAGCCAAUGAGGAAUACUACCAGUUGUUGAUGAUUAAUGAAUCCCAGCCUGCUGGUCUCAAUGUAUCAUCUUACACAGUGGAAGAAGUGGAGACUAUAACCUCAGAAUACAUUGUGAAAAAUGCGGAUAUGUUUGCUGUAGCUGUGUCUUUGAUAACUGGGAAAAUUCUGUACAUCUCUGAUCAAGCUUCUUCUAUUCUCCGCUGCAAGAGGGGUUAUUUUAAAAAUGCCAAAUUUGUGGAGUUCUUGGCACCUCAGGAUGUCAGUGUGUUCUAUACUUCCACCACCCCAUACAGAUUACCAUCAUGGAACAUUUGCAAUAGAGCUGAGUCUUCCACCCAGGAUUGCAUGGAAGAGAAAUCUUUUUUUUGUCGCAUCAGUGCGGGAAAGGAGCGUGAAAAUGAGAUUUGCUAUCACCCAUUCCGGAUGACUCCUUACCUUAUCAAAGUGCAAGAUCCAGAAAUAGCAGAAGACCAGCUUUGCUGUGUGUUGCUUGCAGAAAAAGUCCAUUCUGGCUAUGAAGCACCCAGAAUUCCUCCUGACAAAAGGAUUUUUACAACUACGCACACACCGACCUGUCUGUUCCAGGAUGUAGAUGAAAGAGCAGUCCCUCUGCUGGGAUACCUACCUCAGGAUUUAAUAGGAACACCAGUCUUGGUGCAUCUUCACCCAAAUGACAGACCCUUAAUGCUGGCAAUUCACAAAAAAAUUCUUCAGUAUGGAGGGCAGCCUUUUGACUACUCACCAAUCAGGUUUUGCACUAGGAAUGGAGAUUAUAUCACCAUGGACACCAGCUGGUCCAGUUUCAUCAACCCCUGGAGUCGCAAAGUUUCGUUUAUUAUUGGAAGACACAAAGUUAGGACGGGUCCCUUAAAUGAAGAUGUCUUUGCUGCUCCCAACUACACAGAGGACAGAAUCCUUCACCCCAGUGUUCAGGAGAUCACUGAGCAGAUCUAUCGGCUCUUACUGCAGCCUGUACACAACAGUGGAUCCAGUGGCUAUGGAAGUCUGGGUAGCAAUGGUUCACAUGAGCACUUGAUGAGUGUGGCAUCCUCCAGUGACAGCACAGGAAAUAAUAAUGAAGACACUCAUAAGGAUAAACCAGCGGUUUGUCAGUACGCCCGUAAGGUCAAGAAUAAAGGACAGCGUAUUUUCACUGACAGUAAAGCAAAACUGGACUAUAAGAAAGAGUCUUUUGCAGAAAAACAGAAUACUGCUGGUCAGGUGAAAGGUGUAGGGGGAAAGGAUACUGCAGCAACAGCGGCUCCAAAAAAUGUGACUACUGAAGAGUUGGCAUGGAAAGAACAGCCUGUGUACUCCUAUCAGCAGAUCAGCUGUUUGGACAGUGUCAUCAGGUACUUGGAGAGUUGUAACGUGCCUGGUACAGCAAAAAGAAAAUGUGAACCUUCAACAAGUGUUGCAUCACUGAGUUCUGGAGUUCAUGAACAAAAAGCAGCUGAUAAUUCUAUCCAGCCUUUGGGAGAUCCUGCUGUGUUGAAGGCAUCUGGUAAAUCAAGUGGUCCCCCAGUGGUUGGUGCUCACUUAACAUCUUUAGCUUUACCUGGCAAGCCAGAAAGUGUUGUGUCUCUCACCAGCCAGUGCAGCUACAGCAGCACCAUUGUUCAUGUUGGAGACAAAAAAACACAACCUGAAUUAGAAAUGAUAGAAGAUGGUCCAAGUGGAGCAGAAAUCAUAGAUGGCCAACUUCUCGCCCCUCCAUCCAGCUCUGCACACAUCAAUCAAGAGAAGGAGCCAUUUAAAAAAUUGGGUCUUACGAAGGAGGUCCUUGCAGUGCAUACACAAAAAGAGGAGCAGAGCUUCCUGAAUAAGUUCAAAGAAAUCAAGAGAUUUAAUAUCUUUCAAUCACACUGCAAUUACUAUUUACAAGAUAAACCAAAAGGACGACCUGCUGAACGUGGUGGUCGUGGACAAAGAAAUGGCACUUCUGGAAUGGAUCAGCCUUGGAAGAAAAGUGGAAAGAACAGGAAAUCGAAGCGCAUUAAACCACAGGAAUCUUCAGACAGCACAACUUCUGGAGCUAAAUUCCCCCACCGGUUCCCCCUGCAAGGUUUAAAUGCCACAGCCUGGUCACCAUCAGAGACUUCCCAAGCCAGCUACUCAGCAGUGUCCUUCCCCACUGUCAUGCCUGCAUAUUCCCUUCCUGUUUUUCCAGCAGCAGGGACCGUGCCGCCGGCUCCUGAAACUUCCCUCUCUGGUUUUAAUCACUUGCCAGACUCUGGAAACAGCUGCCCCAUGCAGCCAUCCCAGUUCCCUGCACCCUUCAUGACCCCUGUGGUGGCUCUUGUGCUCCCCAACUACAUGUACCCAGAGAUGAACAAUAACUUACCUCAAACGCUGUACCCCAGCCAGCCCAGCUUCCCUGCCCAUGCUGCCUUCUCCUCACAGACGGUGUUCCCACCACAGCCCCCCUUUGGCACAGGCAGCCCCUUCCCACAGCAGCCCUUUUUCCCAGCCCAGCCAUUCCAGUACAACCCCCCAGCAGAGCCUGAAAAGGCUCCUGGGGCAGAGCCACGCAACGACCCCUCCCGUUCCUGCACUCCUCAGUCGCUGGGUCCUCAGGACCAGGCUUCACCACCUCUGUUCCAGUCGAGGUGCAGCUCUCCUCUGAAUCUCCUACAGCUGGAGGAAACCACCAAAACUGCAGAGAGCGGAGCUCCUGCGGGUUUACACGGAGCUCUGGCUGAGGAAGGAGCCAUAGGCAACAUCAGGACAGUGGAUAAUGGCAGUGGGAAGGAAUCCCUACCUGCUGAAUCUCCAAUGGAUGCUCAAAACAGCGAUGAGCUCUCCAUGUCCAGUGUCCUGCUUGACAUUUUACUGCAAGAGGACGCGUGUUCAGGCACUGGCUCAGCCUCCUCAGGGAGUGGUGUGUCUGCAGCUGCUGAGUCCCUGGGCUCUGGCUCCAAUGGCUGUGGAAUGUCAGGGAGCAGAACAGGUAGCAGUGAAACUAGUCACACCAGCAAAUACUUUGGGAGCAUUGAUUCCUCAGAGAAUCACCAUAAAACCAAAAUGAAGACAGAAAUGGAAGAAAGUGAACACUUCAUCAAAUAUGUGCUCCAGGAUCCCAUCUGGCUGCUGAUGGCUAACACAGAUGACACAGUGAUGAUGACUUACCAGCUCCCCUCACGGGAUUUGGAAACAGUUUUAAAAGAAGAUAAGCAGAAAUUAAAGCAAAUGCAGAAACUACAGCCAAAAUUUACAGAAGAACAAAAAAGAGAGCUUAUUGAAGUUCAUCCAUGGAUCCAGCAAGGUGGCCUGCCAAAAACUGUUGCUAAUUCUGAAUGUAUUUUUUGUGAGGACAAUAUACAGAGCAAUUUUUAUACUUCAUACGAUGAAGAAAUCCAUGAAAUGGACCUUAAUGAAAUGAUUGAAGAUAGUGGAGAAAACAAUUUGGUUUCUCUGAAUCAAGUCAGUGAAGAACAAACAUAGCCUUUGAGCCUGUUGUUUUGAAAAUUGCUUCAAAACGACAGUGAAGGAUCCAUAAAGGUUUUAAUCUUUUAUCCAGCAGGAUGAAUGCAGUUCAUAAAAGUACAUGUGUUUUUCUUGCUCUAGAAGAGUCAUUUGUGAAUGAAUCUCUUUUUAAAUGGUGGCAAUCUCUUCCCAGUAAGGACAUUGUUGAAGAUGGUAUAACUUUUCUUUAAAAGACUCAUUUUGCACUUACAUGCCUCAAGUAUUUCUUUAUGAACUCUAGAAACUUUCAUUGAUGCCUACUGUUUUUUGUAGAAUGGGUUAAGAAGUGCUGGAAAUCUCCUCACAUACAUAAGGUUCUUCAAUCUCCUGGUGACGAUUCAGCUUUAUAAAUUGUUGAGCAAUUUUGCUUAGUGGCUCUUUAGCAUUGUUCUUAAUACAUGAAGUGGUCCAGCAUAGUAGAAGAAAUAACCUUCAAGGAAAUCAAUUGACACUUGCCCUUCUCAUACCAGUUGAUCCCAUCCUCUUUGUUUGUCUCCUCUAGUUCUGAAUGUAGGAACUUUUUCUGUCUAAGAAAUGUUGAGCUGAUUUUGUGAGAUGGUCUGGGGUUAGAGUUCAUGUUGAUGUGUAAGUAUAGAGGAGUGCUGACAACUUUGUAGCCUUUUAUCUAAAUGGACACUGCAAAACCAUGAACUGUUGAAUACCUUGAAGCAUAAUUUCUGAGAAUUUACACUCAAGAAAUCCUUAUGCUUAAAGUUUUAAAAAAUUUAAGACCACAGAGGAUGUCUGGCCAUGCCCCAGUUAGACAAAGCUUGGGGUAACUUUAACCUUUUAUUCUGACUGGUCCUGUCAGGAGGUUGGCCAUCAGUUUUUCCAAUGUGGCUAAACAAACAUCAAAUUUUUAUGUGGCAAGGGAGGAUUAGAUGUGUCUUGUCAUUUGAAGAUAGUUCUUAUAAAAAAGAAGUGAUUCUGAGAAUAGUGUUUACUCACUCUAUUCGAUUUACAUAAUCUCAAAUUUAGUGUGGCUGGAAUCCUUUGCUGUCAAAGAUUUCAUUUUAAUGCCUCUGAUUGUAUUGACUUGAAUAUGUGUACUUUAUGUUCUUGUGCUGUUUAUGUCUGUUGGAUGUGGGAAGAGAACCUGAGAGAACAACUUUUAAUAUGUUGGUUAGUUAAAGGACAUUUAGUUGCUGUAUUGCUAGAUGUCAGCUGUAAGUCCUGGGGUGAAAAAUGAUGAAAGUUAAUUGAAUUAACUUCGAUAUGUUUGUCUUAAAUAUUUUUCUUGGGAAGCAUUUCCUUUUUUAUUAGGGUAACAUUUCUAUUCACUGAAAAUUAAGGUUAUUUUAAUUCUAUACAAAUACUUCUAUUUGUAUACAGAGAGGAUGUGAAUUUACAUUGACACCAAAAACACACAAAAGUGACUGGUAUUUGCUUAGUGGAAGAAAUAAUUUGUUUCAAGUAAUUCGUUAUUAGUUGGAAAAUUUGCACUGGAGACAGGUUCUGCAGGUAGUAAAGUGUGUCAGCUUGUGAAACAAGCAGAAUCACGAUUUUAAAAAACAAAUAUCUUAAAUGUAGUGUGAAACACUACCCAGCAAGAUCUGAUGCCUGUCUUUAACAGUUCAGCAAGGUCAAACGUAAAUAUUUGUAAAUACAAAGUGAAUGAGAAAUUUUCCGGUGUUGGUGUUCACGUCCAAUGUGUUAAAUGUUUUAAUCAUAAAUGGAACAGUGCAGCUAUACCAACAUAUGAAAUAUAUUUCAUUUUUACAUGGAAACACAAACAUGGACCAGGGUUUGGGAAAAAUAAAAGCUUUAUAUAAAAGGAGUGCAUCAUAAUUAUACAAAUAAUUUUCAAAGACUUCUCAACCACUUUGAACUUCUCUUUGCUUUAGCAUGCUUUUUUUUCACCCCCCCCAUGUCUUUUUUUAUUUGUCCUCAUUUCUUUUAUUAUUUUUUUUCAAUGACCAUCUUGUAACCAUAACUUAGUGAAAGGAAGAGAAAAGUAUAUUUAGAGCAUUUUGUGGAUGUGCUUACUUAUGGACUUAAUCUUGCAUCCUUAAAGUGUUUGCAUUUACAGGGUGGUAUUAAAAUAUUUUCCUGUAACUUUAAAUCUACAUGCCUCCAUUUAUAGAUAAGAUUCUGAAGCUGUAAUUUUUCCAAACUGUUGUAAGAUGAUUUAUUUGUGAUGACACUUUGUCAAUAUGUCAACAAUGUUUUCUGUACACUGUGCAAUAUAUUUUGGUUUUGCCACUUGUGACUAAUUUUUAUGACUUUGCUUUUUAGAAAACUGGUAAAUAAAACAGAUAUAUUUUUA